GAAACGACGAAAUCUCCAUAGCGAUCACAAGGCAACAAAAUGGCGUCGAGUGGAGAAACGGAGAAAUACUACCUUGAAAAGGAGAAAAUAGCCAUUGACUCUGAUGAAGAGUACACUUAUGAGGAAGUUCCUGUGGAUGAAGACUUUCUGGCAGCUGAUCUCCAUGAAGACUUGGACCUAGCCGUGCAAACCAUUCAGGAUGUGGAAGAUGACAAGCAAGCAGGGAUUAAGAAGGACGCUGUCCCUCGCUCCUCUGUUACCAAGCGUGAAGAGGUUGUGGAUGACUAUGUGCGUAACUUUUUAGUACGCAUGGGGAUGAACAGGACACUUGAUUGCUUCCAGACAGAAUGGUAUGAGCUCCAACAGAAGGGGCUGCUACAUGAGGAGGAUGUUGGUGUGGUACCUGACAUUUAUCUGCGUAACCAGGAUCUUGACAAUGAAGUCAAGUUCCUUAAACAGGAGGUCACCAAGUACAGAGAGGCUGCCAUGAAAGCCAAGGAAACAUAUGUGAAACUGAGGAAAGAAAGGGACUACCAUAGAAUGCACCACAAGCGAGUUGUUCAGGAGAAAAAUAAGCUUAUAAGUGACGUUAAAAGACUAAAGCGUCACUAUGCCCAGUAUGAGCCCACUUUGCAACAACUGAAGAAGAAGUAUGAGGUUGCUAUGAAAGAGAAGAUGUUGUCUAAGCUGGAGAAAGACAGAGCUGUUGGCCAGGUCACAGGGUUACAGAGCACACUUAAGUCCAUGGAGUCUUUUAAAGGUGGUUCAGCCAAGCAAAGCAACGGUAAAAUGGGAUCAGGAGAGCGACGUAACUGGCCGGUGGAUAAUGAGGGGCGUGGCCCCACACAGAAAACCCUGGCCCAGGAGCACAGUCGCACAUCGUUGCAGGAUGUGCAGAAGAUUCCUGAGGACUACAAACGCCACCCAGAUGACUCUGUGUUCCCUGCAGACACAGGUGUGAAUCCCUUCCUGGCACAGAUCAAGGCACCAACUGGUCAUUUGUCAAGGGCUGGAGGAUUCCGACUGUCCAACACAUUCCAGGCCCAUUCCCAUCCUAUCAGCGAUGUUGCCUUACACCCACGGAAACAAAUUCUGGCCACCAGUAGUGAUGACCAUACGUGGAAAAUGUGGGCAGUGCCGAGCGGUGACAUCAUCAUGACGGGAGAGGGCCACACAGACUGGGUGUCGGGGUGUGACUUCCAUCCGUCUGGAUCUAAACUAGCAACAUCUAGUGGUGACUCUACAGUAAAAAUCUGGGACUUUUCCAAGGCCGAAUGUGUACAUACUUUCACUGAUCAUACACAUGCAGUAUGGGGAUGUUCGUGGCAUACUUGUGGAGACUUCCUUGCUUCCUGUUCUAUGGACAACACAUCCAAAGUUUGGGACCUUAACAGCCUGCGAUGUCGUUACACCAUGCGCGGCCAUGCUGACUCUGUCAAUAGUAUAGAAUUCCUACCCUACUCAAACACACUACUCACUUGCUCUGCUGAUAAAACAAUAUCUCUGUGGGAUGCAAGAACGGGUCUUUGUGCACAGACAUUCUACGGUCAUAUGCAUUCAGUUAAUUAUGCUUCAUUCAACCUCAGAGGAGACACAGUGGGGUCAUGUGAUUCCUAUGGUAUUGUGAAACUGUGGGAUAUCCGCGCUGUUGCCCCUAUGGUCAGUUUUGAUACUGGACCACACCCAGCCAACAGAGUGUCCUUUGACCCUUCAGGUUCAGUCAUGGCUGUGGCAAGCAAUGAUAGCACUGUCAAGAUGUAUGAAAUCUCCAAUGGCAGAGUGAGCCCUCUGAUUGGACAUGAGGAUGCUGUCCAGUGUCUGAUAUUUGACCGUAGUGGGGAGUACAUGGUGUCUGGAGGUAGUGACUGCACGGUCAGAAUCUGGUCAUAAACUGACAUGACAAUCUCACAAACAUUUUACUGGCUGUUAAAUCAACAGAACAGAUGUAGAAACCUGUGUCAAAAUUAUUUACCCUAUAGUACAUGUCAACUGCUUAUGUUCUAUUACAUGGUAUUUUAUCAGUUCUGACUUUAGUCUUUACUGCUAGCUAUCAUUAGUAAUAUCUACAGGUUAAUGAGGAAAGAGACAGAUUUGUGUUGCAUAUAUUUUUGCCUAUGAUAAAGGCAUUAGAUUAAAAUUAAAGUAUGUGGGCAUAUCUUAAAAUGGCAAAACACAUCUAUAUUCAAAGCAUUUUUUUUUACUUUCUGCUUAUUAAAAAGCUGAAUGAUCUGAGAUAAAGUAACUGCAUCACUAUUGAUCAGAAUACUAACCAUGGCUACGUAAACUAAAACUUGGUAGUAUCAACAUGGAAUUUAGGGUUGGUACACGAAGAAAUGUAUUACUGGGCACUGCUGUAUCCAUCUUUCCUACAGUGAAAAGGUCCCACACACUUUUGUAUGCAAAUUUUGUGUAUCUUGAUUUUCUGCUUCAGAAUCGAACAAGGUAUUGUGUAGGAUAAAUUAUGUUUAUCAGUUGUUGGUUUCUGUAUAAUUUACUCGUAACUUAUUAAAGAAUCUUCAUUGGACACAGUGCUGUUAGAUAAUUAUUAUGAUACUAUAAUGUGAUAUUUUGAAAGUUUCCAAUAAAUGUUUUAUAAAGAAUG
Molecule: messenger RNA, 2602 nt
Organism: Pecten maximus
Lineage: Eukaryota; Metazoa; Mollusca; Bivalvia; Pectinida; Pectinidae
Product: sperm-associated antigen 16 protein-like
Exons: 16
Coding region: 40-1890 (616 amino acids)
Biological process (GO): axoneme assembly
Cellular component (GO): axonemal central apparatus
Molecular function (GO): protein binding
Source: RefSeq, a predicted model, not a curated record